ACACAGCUUUUGACAGAAAUGUCAAUCUAACGUGCGAAAUGUCAUCCCUUUUCUCUUUCUCUAUAUCCGGUCAGCCAUAAGACCUCCAUCAAGAUGAGGAAGAUUAUGAAAGCUAACAAAAUCGUAAUUGUCCUUAGUGGACGUUACGCCGGCCGCAAGGCCAUCAUUGUCAAGACUGUUGACGAUGGUGGUGCCGACAAACCUUUCGGUCAUGCCUUGGUUGCUGGUAUCGACAGAUACCCCCGCAAGGUUACCAAGAGCAUGGGCAAGACCAAGUUGAAGAAGAAGUCCAAGAUCAAGCCUUUCUUGAAGGUAUUGAACUACAAUCACUUGAUGCCCACCCGUUAUUCCGCCAGCGAAAUCACCUUCGACAAGUUGUCGCCCAAGGACUUGAAGGAUCCCGCCAAGCGUAAGGCUCACCGUUUCCAAACCCGUGUCAAGUUCGAAACUUCCUACAAGGAGGGCAAGAACAAGUGGUUCUUCCAGAAGUUGCGCUUCUAAGUUAUCU
This is a messenger RNA of Musca vetustissima, 508 nucleotides long. It is a transcript of the gene RpL27, whose product is annotated as large ribosomal subunit protein eL27. Lineage: Eukaryota; Metazoa; Arthropoda; Insecta; Diptera; Muscidae. The record is from RefSeq and is a predicted model, not a curated record. Gene Ontology annotation, biological process: translation. Gene Ontology annotation, molecular function: structural constituent of ribosome. Gene Ontology annotation, cellular component: cytosolic large ribosomal subunit; ribosome. The transcript is spliced from 2 exons. Bases 94 to 501 code for a protein of 135 amino acids.